UUUUUUUAUCGUUUACAAAUUUUGUUAUAAUAAAAUCGUUUUCAUAACAAAUAUAGAGGGCAAAGUUAAAUCUAUUCUGUGAAGUUUGUGUAUUGAUUUAAUGUUUCAAUUUAGGACAAAGUUUAAUUAAUUCGAGAUUAUAGUUUGAAGAUGAGAAGACAUCGGAUCAAAUAAGAUCAAAGACAUAAAACUUAGGUUUUUGUUAUAGUCCAGUCGGUCAUUUUAAACUAAUAUGGCGAGAAAUGCGGAAGCUGAGGUGGCAAAAAUGAAAAUGCUAGAAGAACGCAUCAAGGCGCCAUCUAUCUGGGGACGUGUGCCCUGCGGCAUCAGGUUUGAAGAUCUGCAAGACAGGAGCUACGAGGAUGCUGUCAGAUUAUUGAAAAACCAUUUCUUAUCAGAAGAGAUAACCUACAGAUCCGUGAAGAUAUCCAACGAGAAAGAGGCGACUGAUGAAUUCGUCCACAAUGUUAGGAUCUGGAUGAAAGACAAAAUGUCCAUAGCAGCGGUCAAAGAGGGAACAAAUAAACUGGUUGGAGUUCUGAUCAUGAGGAUACAGGAGAAAAGCGCAUACUCCCGUACAUUUAGCCACGUUAAAAUAACACACAGCCCUCAAUAUACGCAAGUGAUUACGUUUUAUAGAGAAAUUGAGAAGGGUGCUAAUUUGUUUGAGAAACUUGAUGUGAAGCGUUACCUUAAGAUAUACGUGCUGGCAUUGAAAGCUAGAUAUCGGCAUAGGGGUAUAGCAAAGGAAAUGUUAAAGGCUGCGAUAGGGUUGAGUGAAAGUGCCAACGUUCCCGCUAUAUCUGGCAUCUUCACGACGGGUAGAGGCCAGCAGAUCGCUGAAGAACUAAGCUUUGAGAAGUUCAACGAAUUAUAUUACAUAAGAUACAUCAUAAACGACGAGAUAGUUUUCUGGGACACCGGUCUAGGUAAUUACGGCGCCGCUCUCAUGGCGUACAGGAUACCAACGGUAGUUGAGCCCCAGGAACUUCAGAUGCAGCCGUCAUCACGGUUCAACAUACAACAGCCAAAUGAUGAUGAUGAUGAUGAUUGAUGAUAGGAGCAUAUUUUGAACAUUAUGAUGUUUGAUUGUUGUUCAAGGUGAUCAUGAUAUAUAAGUAUUGCUUAAUAUUAGUAUAGAAAUAAAAUUAAUUCAUACUAUAAAUAAAAUAUUUAAUUCUGUAGAAUUUCAAAUAUUAAUUUAAUUUUAUUUAUAUAUAAUGUAAUUAUUAUAAAAAGCUAGACAAAAAUUCCAUUAUACAAUAAAAAUAUUGUCAGCGCUA
Danaus plexippus (monarch butterfly) is the source of this 1283-nucleotide messenger RNA. RefSeq lists its product as uncharacterized. Gene Ontology annotation, molecular function: N-acetyltransferase activity. The record is from RefSeq and is a predicted model, not a curated record. NCBI's taxonomy places the organism in Eukaryota, Metazoa, Arthropoda, Insecta, Lepidoptera, Nymphalidae. The transcript has 6 exons. Bases 233 to 1054 code for a protein of 273 amino acids.